CUUGCCUGCCGCCGCCGGCUCCCUCCGGCCAGCGGUGCGGUGCGCGCCUGCGCCAGCCCUCGCCUCGGAGCAGCCAUGAUGGAAGGCCUGGACGACGGCCCCGACUUCCUCUCAGAGGAGGACCGCGGACUUAAAGCAAUAAAUGUAGAUCUUCAAAGUGAUGCUGCUCUGCAGGUGGACAUUUCUGAUGCUCUUAGUGAGAGAGAUAAAGUAAAAUUCACUGUUCACACAAAGAGUUCAUUGCCAAAUUUUAAACAAAACGAGUUUUCAGUUGUUCGACAACAUGAGGAAUUUAUCUGGCUUCACGAUUCCUUCGUUGAAAAUGAAGACUAUGCAGGUUACAUUAUCCCUCCAGCACCACCAAGACCUGAUUUUGAUGCCUCAAGGGAAAAACUACAGAAACUUGGAGAAGGAGAAGGGUCUAUGACAAAGGAAGAAUUCACAAAGAUGAAACAGGAGCUGGAAGCUGAGUAUUUGGCAAUAUUCAAGAAGACCGUUGCGAUGCAUGAAGUGUUCCUGUGUCGUGUGGCAGCACAUCCUAUUUUGAGAAAAGAUUUAAAUUUCCAUGUCUUCCUGGAAUAUAAUCAAGAUUUGAGUGUGCGAGGAAAAAAUAAAAAAGAGAAACUUGAAGAUUUCUUUAAAAACAUGGUUAAAUCAGCAGAUGGAGUAAUUGUUUCUGGAGUAAAGGAUGUAGAUGAUUUCUUUGAGCAUGAACGAACAUUUCUUUUAGAAUAUCAUAACCGAGUUAAGGAUGCAUCUGCUAAAUCUGAUAGAAUGACAAGAUCUCACAAAAGUGCUGCAGACGAUUACAAUAGAAUUGGUUCUUCAUUAUAUGCUUUAGGAACUCAGGAUUCUACGGAUAUAUGCAAGUUUUUUCUUAAAGUUUCAGAACUUUUUGAUAAAACAAGAUUGAGUAGCGGAGACAAGUUGAAGAAAAGGAAAUACUGUAUCACAAAGGAAAAAGUUCUUAAAUAUAAAAUAGAAGCACGAGUGUCAGCUGAUGAGGACCUCAAACUUUCUGACCUUUUAAAAUAUUACUUAAGAGAAUCUCAAGCUGCUAAGGAUCUCCUGUAUCGAAGAUCUAGGUCACUAGUAGAUUAUGAAAAUGCUAAUAAAGCACUGGAUAAAGCAAGAGCAAAAAAUAAAGAUGUUCUGCAGGCUGAAACGUCCCAACAGUUAUGUUGUCAGAAAUUUGAAAAAAUAUCUGAAUCUGCAAAACAAGAGCUUAUAGAUUUUAAGACAAGAAGAGUUGCUGCAUUCAGAAAAAAUUUAGUGGAACUGGCAGAGUUAGAACUGAAGCAUGCAAAGGGUAACUUACAGUUGCUGCAGAACUGCCUGGCAGUGUUAAAUGGAGACACAUAAGCCACACUCUGCCUUCCAGUUAAAAAGGGCUGCCUUCCGUCAGAUUUUAUUUCUUUUCUUAAUGAUGCUAGACAUUUACUGCUCACUGGAAACAAAAGAAACAGCUGACAAAGUGCAUCUACUCUCCCUUUUUCUGAGAAACAGUGGCGCGGUGCCGCCCUCGGGUGCUGUGGGCUGCAUGAUGGGACCUGCGCGCCUGCGCCGCGGACAGUUGAUGAUCAUCGCGCCCUCCUCUUCAGAAGCCCAAAGUACUGCCUUUUUUUAAGUAGCCUCUAGAACUGUGCUUAUUUUAUGAAUAGUAUUCCUUAUGGCUGCCAAUCUUAUUUACUUUUAAGUAAUUUCUGAAGUUUAACCCUUUCAAAAUACAUUGUGUAAACAAGAUAAGGAUUGCCGUUACCUUUUUUGAAAUUUGUUUUAAAAAAAACAUUGUACACCACCUUAGUUCACUCUUGUAUCCUGGUAAAGCAUCUUAAUGAGACUUAUUUUUAAUUAAUGAACGUUUCUUAGAAGUUUUGGGACAGACUUUACGUAAUCUUUAUAAGUAUGAUUUCUGAAGAAAAGCAAAUGCAUUAGUAUGUUUGCCUUAAACUUGUAGACUAAACGAACUAUUGUCAAAUAAACAGUGAUAACAGUAA
This is a messenger RNA of Mesoplodon densirostris (Blainville's beaked whale), 1997 nucleotides long. It is a transcript of the gene SNX6, whose product is annotated as sorting nexin 6. The transcript is spliced from 15 exons. Gene Ontology annotation, cellular component: endosome. Gene Ontology annotation, biological process: intracellular protein transport. Lineage: Eukaryota; Metazoa; Chordata; Mammalia; Artiodactyla; Ziphiidae. The coding region runs from base 76 to 1362 and encodes 428 amino acids. The record is from RefSeq and is a predicted model, not a curated record. Gene Ontology annotation, molecular function: dynactin binding; phosphatidylinositol binding.